This is a messenger RNA of Styela clava, 3783 nucleotides long. Its product is annotated as high affinity copper uptake protein 1-like. Lineage: Eukaryota; Metazoa; Chordata; Ascidiacea; Stolidobranchia; Styelidae. The record is from RefSeq and is a predicted model, not a curated record. Gene Ontology annotation, cellular component: membrane. Gene Ontology annotation, biological process: copper ion transmembrane transport. Gene Ontology annotation, molecular function: copper ion transmembrane transporter activity.
UCUAAAGGUAUUAGUUUAAUUAGCACUACUAAAAUUAAGUAUUCCAGUCUUCAUAAAAUGAUUCUUCAACUUACACAAUAGAAUCUAAGCAAGUGUUUACCUCCUAUCUUACAUAGUCUUCACUCUAUCCAACAAAAAUCAAUAUGGAAAUGCCGAUGGAUCACACAAUGCCAAUGGCUCAUAAUUCAACCGUGAUGCAUGAUCAUGAUCAUGACAUGGGAAACUCAACAAUGGAUCACAGUGAUCAUGGCAGAGACCAUGAUUCUCACUCGAUGAUGCAUAUGUGGUUUUAUUUCGGGAUAACACAUGUUACAAUCUUGUUUGAAUCAUGGACCAUAAAUACUGCAGGAGGAAUGGUCGGGGCCUGUAUCGGGGUUAUCAUACUAGCAAUGAUGUAUGAAGGACUGAAAGUAUUACGAGAAAGUUUACUUAAUAAAACUGCCGCUCUAACGAAACGGACGUCGAACAGAACAGAUUAUCCGAAUGUGGAUCCCCUGAUGGACUCGACUGUCUUAACAAGAUCUGGAAGAUCCACAAUCUGGUCCUGGUGGCAUCUAUUACAGACAUUUCUCCAUUUCCUUCAAGUUAUGAUCAGUUAUGCUUUGAUGUUGAUAUUUAUGACCUACAAUGGUUAUCUUGCGAUCUCUAUCUUGAUUGGAGCAACUUUGGGAUAUUUCGUUUUUGGUUGGAAGAAAGCUGUCAUUGUGGAUAUUAACGAACACUGUCAUUAAAAUAGAGUUUUUUUACUCUCGUUUUCAAGAAUAAUUUUUCCCAGCUUGCGCGAUGUGAUACAAUAUAGAUGCAGUAUGUUACCAUUCAGCAUAGUACUAGAAAGACCAAAUAAUGUUGUUUGUUAUGACUUGAGAUUAUUAAAAUUGUUAGCUUGUAUGGCUCUAAUUUACUUUGCCUUUAUUCACUUGCGGGUAGUGAACGAGUUAGAACAGAACAAGGUAUUAAAUAUCCUUCAAGCUGGGAGAAAGAUAUGUUUUUCACAUACAAUGUUAACCAUGAAAAUUUUUUAUAGCAAUACAUUGCCCAAUUUAAUAUUUGUUUCAUGUGGGUCAGCUAGACCCAUUGAUUGACUGAUUGGAUAAUUCCAAGUCCUUUAUUAACCGCUUUCUACUAACAUUUUUUAACAGAAAUAUUAACCUAUGUAUAGCUUUUAAUGUGUCAAUGAUCACAUGCGAUUCUAUUGGUAUCCUGAGCAUCUUUAUUAGAGGGCUUGCAGCCUUGCUUGCAAACUUGCAUAUAACAUAUAGUAAAGCCAGAAAGUUGGGAUAAAUUACAGUUGUUUUGUCAAUGCUUCUGCCUAUUGCUUUCAAAAAGGGCUAAUGCAAAAUCAUUUAUGAUUUCCUAUUUUCAGCUUUUAUGACAUUCUGUUGGUGCUUUGUGUUUUCCAAUGUUUGCUCACUGUUAAACAUUGAUAUUAAUGUUAACAUAAUAGAGUUGUUUUGUGAUAUCUCCAAUAGAGUCACAAAGCCUAAAUGUAAUAUAAAAUUUUUUUAAAGUUAGUUACAUUUUGCUAUACUCUAUUUUUAUAUUUUGAGCAAUCGAAAGAGCUAGAUUCUAUAUUUAUGCAUAAUGAAGAAGAAUUUUCUCUUAAAUUUGAUUGAAGUUUUUGAAGGUCAUGUGUUUUUAGUCCUGAGUCUUCAUAUUCGAUCCCAAGGCUACAGUCAAUUGAAAUGUAGUAUCUGACUGUAUUGCAUUAAAAAUGAAUGCAGAGGCCAGACUUAUCAAGAUGUUGUAGAUCUUGGUCCUUUAACUUUCUCCAAUUAACCAUUGUGGAACUGAGUUAGAAAUUCUGUUAGAAUAUCAUGAUAUUAUCAUAAUGGUGCUAUUCUUUGCAGCUGACCAAAGAAGCCUGAAUAGUUGAGAAUCUGUACCUGCAUAUGCGUAGAGAUAUUUUCUAAAUUGUCUUUUUUUCGUGUGAUUAUCCUGUAUCAAGUGCAUAUUUAUUUUGGUGCUCUUAAAAAUACAUGUUGUUGUUAUAUCAAAGUUUUUUGUAUAUAUACCAAAAUGAAGCACUUUUUGAUCAAAAAAUUUUAAAUAAUAUAAAUAUAAAAUUCAAGAAAAACUUCAGAUGGAGUUUCCUUUCUCAAUAAAAUUAUAUAUUAAAUGAAACUGAUUCUGAACAUUCAACUUUCAACAUUCCAUUGCUUUUGGGAAUUAGAUAGGCUCUCAUUGAAUUUAAAUGUAACAAAUGUUUAUCUAUGAAUUUCCUAUUAUUUUUACUAGUUCCGGAGAUGUCAUGUUGUAUUGUAGCAAUUAUUUAAAUUUUUCCCAAUUUACUAUUGUCUGUUUGACGUAUAAUUCCUGACUUAAUAAUACAAAGCUUUGUGCUUUCUUAACUGAUUAAUGCUAAUAUAUAUGAACUCUAAUUUAAAAAAAAUAUUUUGAGAAGAAUUGUUGAAUAUUAUACAGAGUCCUUGGUAAAAAUAAUGCAUUGCCUGCAUCACUAUGCACUUUCUUUAUUGUUUGCUGGAUUUUGUUGCAGUGAACAUAACUUUGUGCAGUAUGAGUUUUAUAUUAUUUUAUGUUAAAAUCUUCCGUACUGUGGGAACAACAAUACAAAUUGCUCAUCAAAGUCAUCCUUUUUUUGUAAUAUUUGUGUAUGUGGUAUGCUGUAUCUUUAUCUAUCCUAUGUGCUUUACAACUUUUGGGAAUGGAGUUAUCACGCAGGAUAAUAUUCACCAGUGUGUGGUUUUAUUCAUAGAUAUUGUGAUGUACUACCAGUACCAUGUAGCAAACCCGAACCGUGAUAUUACUGCAAAAAUUUUUAUUCGGACUCUUCUUCUUCUUUAUGUACUAGGUCUGCCAGACUCUGAAUUCUAAAAAUGAUUUCUACAUAUCUGACUUGUCAAGUUCUCACCACACGUUUGAUGUUUUUUUUCAAUAAUGUACCCUAUCAUAAGGAGAGGUCAUGUACGAAAUAUUCAGUGAAUGAACAGACGAAUUGACUUCGAGAAAUUGAACCUCGAUAUAUCUGAUGAAAUAUUUGGAUGUGUAUGGCAUAAAAUGAUAAAAUUCUGUAACAUAUUAAUGUCGAGCAACCUUUUUACCAUAGGAGUUAUGGAUGAUGAAUUUUAAACUUUUGUGUGAGCUCUUUUGUAGGCAUUGCCUUGAACCACUCCAGCUUAUUGCAUUGUCGCCUUAUUUUAUUAAUUUUUUGUGAUUCAUCUGACAUAGCUUGCUGAAAUCCAAAUUAUGAAAAUCCAAUUUGCUUCAUCGGGCUCAUAUGGUACAAGUGCACGACAAAUAUUGUAUUGUUUUGAGUAAUUGCAGUUUUUGAAUAGCCUUCAUGCUGGCUUUUGGCUUGAUGAUUCUUCAUCUGUAACAUUUAUGAAAGCACUUUCGUAGCCGUUACCUUGUACCACCUCAGCUUCUUGCACUGUCCCUUAUUCUAACAUAGCUUGCUGAAAUCCAAAUUUUGAAAACAAGGAAUCGAGGUCAUAUGGUACAAGUGCACGAUGAAUAUUGUAUUGUCGUUUUAGUAAAUAAGUUUUUAUUUGCCCUUAAUGGCGAGAUAGAUUCAUGUCGAGUGGUGUGAAACACGCAGAUCUGUUGUUCAGACACCAAUCCCGAAAAUUAAAUAUUGCUGUUAUACUGAUGGACACUAUUUGCUACAUUUAUUUUUAUUAUAUAUAUGUAUAUCAGUGAAAUAAUAUUUGUAGCCUUCCAUUUUCCCUAUCAAGUACUUGCUAUUUUUAUGAACCAAAUUUUUCAGUUUUCUUGUAAUUUUGUCCUCUGUAUGAAAAUUUUAAAUAAAUAUGUCUAUCAAGCAUA